This is a messenger RNA of Cajanus cajan (pigeon pea), 1316 nucleotides long. NCBI's taxonomy places the organism in Eukaryota, Viridiplantae, Streptophyta, Magnoliopsida, Fabales, Fabaceae. The record is from RefSeq and is a predicted model, not a curated record.
GUUUUCAAAGAAAUCAAUAAAAUAAGUACAUAGUUUAAUCCCAUGAUCAUUAUUUUAUUCUUCCGUAUACUUUUCUGGUUGUGAGAAUGGCUGCAGUUGCCCACUUUAUUUGUCUCUCUCUUUCCCUUCCAACCUCAUCCCAUUCCGUUUUCUCUGCAGUACUCAAUUGAUCCCUUUGUUUUUCUAUUCGUUCUGAGAGCUUUGUGUGUAUGGCCGGCAUAGACUUGGGUUCAGCAUCACAUUUUGUUCAUCAUCGCCUUCAACGCCCUGACCUUGAAGAUGAUGAGAACCAACAAGACCAAGACAACAACGUUAACACUCACGAAGGGCUUGACCUAGUUACACCAAAUCCAGGUCCUGGUGAUGUUGUUGGUCGCAGGCCUAGAGGAAGACCUCCAGGUUCAAAGAACAAGCCAAAACCACCUGUUAUCAUCACAAGAGAGAGUGCAAACACGCUUAGGGCUCACAUCCUUGAAGUCAGUAGUGGCUGUGAUGUGUUUGACUCGGUCGCCACCUAUGCAAGGAAGCGACAGAGAGGGAUCUGUGUUCUCAGUGGAAGUGGCACCGUGACUAACGUGACGUUACGGCAGCCGGCCGCAGCCGGUGCCGUCGUCACACUACACGGGAGAUUUGAGAUCCUGUCCUUAUCAGGAUCUUUCCUCCCACCACCAGCUCCACCAGAUGCUACAAGUUUGACCGUGUUCCUUGGUGGAGGACAGGGUCAAGUGGUGGGAGGAAAUGUUGUUGGUCCAUUGGUAGCUUCUGGACCUGUUAUUGUUAUUGCUUCAUCUUUUACUAAUGUGGCAUACGAGAGGUUGCCCUUGGAUGAAGAUGAAUCUAUGCAUAUGCAACAAGGGCAGUCAUCUGCUGGAGGUGGUAGUGGUGGCAGCGGUGGUGGAGUUAGUAAUAACUCUUUUCCGGACCCGUCUUCUGGACUUCCAUUCUUCAAUUUGCCCCUAAACAUGCCUCAGUUACCUGUUGAUGGUUGGGCUGGGAACUCCGGUGGAAGGCAAUCUUACUGAUCCAAUUAGUUUGGGGCACAAAGGUGAGAAGUUGAAUUGAUCACAUAUAUAUUGCUCUCUCUAAAUUUCCUUCUUUCCUUUGAAUUGUUUGUGAAGAAGUACUGAUUUUUCUAUUGAAGACUCAUUUUGUUUGGCUAGGUAUGUUUUAAGGACUCAGUUUCUCUAGCUAGGAACAACUGUAAAACGUUUCUUUUGGUUGUUGGAGUUGUUAGACUAGACUGUUGUGCAUUAACCUUGAGUUGAAUAAAUCAUAGGCUCAAAUCAAUAACAAAAAUAUAUAUUUUGGACUAUGAA